AUGAGCACAUCUACGCAAGUCAGGCCGAGCAGACCCAUCGGAGGCUUUAGAGGCGGUCUACUUGGAUUCUCAGCUGGAUUUGUCGCUGCAUCUCUAGGAAGUUAUUUCUAUUUAAUAGACGAUUAUAGAAAAUCAAAUGAAAGUAUCGCUACCACAGUCGCUAGCGUGAGUAAGGAGAGUGUAGAACUUGGAAAGAAGUUCAGCAGGAUAGACGCACUCGAGGACGAUUUUGAUAGCUUAAAAAGUAGUAUAAAAGAUGAAAUCGAUUUAAAAUCACAGCGCACGCAGUCCGAAGUUCAACAAUUACAAUCUGAAGUGAGCGAUCUGAGGACAUACAUAGUAUCCCUAGAGCAAGAUAUUAGUCGCUAUUUCGCAAGCAACAGGGAUCAAUAUAUUCGUAUUUAAUGCAUCUGUCUUU
Molecule: messenger RNA, 418 nt
Organism: Wallemia mellicola CBS 633.66
Lineage: Eukaryota; Fungi; Basidiomycota; Wallemiomycetes; Wallemiales; Wallemiaceae
Exons: 5
Coding region: 1-405 (134 amino acids)
Source: RefSeq, a predicted model, not a curated record